ACUGCAAACCUGCCUGCUGUUGUGUGAAUGGCUACUGGCACCUCAAGUGCAAACACAUGCACAAAGACAUCUUAUUGUUAGAGGAUAAAAUAAUCUACAACACAAAUCUCCUGUUUCCUUGGGGCUCUAUCCUGGCUAGGUGGCUGCACAGGAAGAUGAAGACAGAGAUGCACAGUGCACCACACUUUGCUUUCCCUGCUGUGAUCAUCUUCUCUCUGUGCCUGCAAACAAGUGCAAACCACACUGAUUACCCCGGGCUUAAAAAUGGAACCUGGAACCCCAUCAGCCAGAACCUGAGUGGAAGCCAGAGCCUAACAGAAGCCAAUACAAAUCCUCCUCUGAGCAUCAAUUCCAGCAUCAGAACAGUUACUUUGGGAACACAGACCAACAGCCUGCAAUUCAUAUCCUCCACAGUGACCCCCAAUUCCACAUCUCUCCCUGCCUCCACCAUGGGAGGACUUGGGAACAGCAGCAAACCCAAGACUAAUAUGACAAAAGAAACCUGUGAAGACAACAAAUCUCUUAUACUGAUUUGCUUCAUUGUCAUAGCAGUGCUUGUGCUCAUCUGCACCUUCUUGCUUCUGUCCACAGUGGUAAUGGCAAACAAAAUGUCCUAUCUCAAGAAAGCUCAGCAAGGGAAACGCAGGCCCCGGAGCAAUGGUGACCUCCUGGCCACCAACAGCUUCUGGCCAACUACAGCAGGAACGUGGCAGAGGAUGCCCAAGGAGCCAGCUGGAACUGACUUGAUAAUGCAAGAGUUAAUAGCAGGGAGAGAGGCUGCAAGCCAAAGGAGAGCCGAAGAAAAAGCCAAUGAACAGGAGAACAAAAGCCCAAAGUCACACAAACCCAUUCUAGCCAAUUUUGUAGUAGAAAUUUGAUUCACACUCAGGCAGAAAUUCAUCUUUUGGCUUUUCCAUGUCGUUAAUUGACGGUGAAAAAUUCUCUUCCAAGUAACCACAUGAAUUUGAACAAAGGAAAGCUGAACUCGGGUCCUAGGGGCUUUCCUCUCUGAUAGAGGGAAUGCUGUGGCAAUUUGUAGAAGGG
Molecule: messenger RNA, 1044 nt
Organism: Pogoniulus pusillus (Red-fronted tinkerbird)
Lineage: Eukaryota; Metazoa; Chordata; Aves; Piciformes; Lybiidae
Gene: EVI2A
Product: ecotropic viral integration site 2A
Exons: 2
Coding region: 57-878 (273 amino acids)
Cellular component (GO): membrane
Source: RefSeq, a predicted model, not a curated record